Messenger RNA from Elaeis guineensis (African oil palm), 2244 nucleotides. RefSeq lists its product as uncharacterized. The record is from RefSeq and is a predicted model, not a curated record. NCBI's taxonomy places the organism in Eukaryota, Viridiplantae, Streptophyta, Magnoliopsida, Arecales, Arecaceae.
GUUUAAUUUUAGACGCGUCCAGGCUGUACCGGUGCUGGGUUCUCGAGCAGCGGUGGCUUGGUACCUUGAACCGGUGGCGAGUUGUCGAGGGGGGGGGACAUCCUGGCUGCAGAUCUUGGGGACUGACUCUUCCCUCUACCCUUUCCGCUCUCAGUCUGCCCAUACGACGACCAUCUUUUACGAUAAUACACCGACGCCAACGCUGCCACUGCCUGCCGUCAUCCUUCUCUCCCCUUCUCCUCCGCCUACUCUUGUCGGUCUUCACAAGCGAGGAGAAAAGAAGAAGAGAGCCGACAACGCUUCCUCCCCCUCCUGCACCUCUACCCUAGAUUUCCCUUUCGCCUCCCCUCAAACCCAAUUCCCUCCCCCGCUACUCUUCCUCUGAAAUUCCCAUUGCGAGAUUCCUCUUCGAGCAGUUUUUUUUUUUUCCUUUCCUUCCGCUCUUUACCUCUUUCAGUUGCGAAAUUCGCUUUCCGCAGCCAACCUUUUCCUCCAAAUCAUCCGCGAUUCCCCCUUUCUAGAAAGAGAGGGGCCGCUAGGGUUUACUUCGCUGUUCCUCUUCUUCCCUUCCCCAAUUGCGGGACUAGAGAACUUUGCCCUAAGGCUCCGAUUAAUCCAUGAGGCAGGCCAAGGCGAAGACGAGAUGAGUCGGAUUUGAAGGAGGGAACUUUCUCCCGAGGAGGCACACUGGUUUUAGUUUCUUCCGAUUAUGGCGCCUAUUCUUUUUGUCAUCGUUGCAUUCCCAUGCACAGUCGGAGCCAUGGUGCUGGCGAUGCUCCACAUAUACAGGCACCUCUUGAACUACACGGAGCCUACUUACCAGCGCUACAUAGUUCGCAUCAUCUUCAUGGUCCCGGUUUAUGCGUUGAUGUCUUUCCUGUCCCUUGUCCUGAAUAAGAGCUCAAUUUACUUUAAUUCGAUCCGUGAAGUCUAUGAAGCUUGGGUCAUUUAUAAUUUCCUUUCACUCUGCUUGGCAUGGGUGGGAGGUCCAGGUGCUGUAGUGUUGAGCUUAAGUGGCCGAGUUCUGAAGCCAUCAUGGUGCCUGAUGACAUGCUGUUUUCCUGCUAUUCCUCUUGAUGGGCGUUUUAUACGGAGAUGCAAGCAAGGUGGUUUGCAGUUUGUGAUCCUGAAGCCUAUUUUAGUCGUGAUUACCUUCAUACUCUAUGCAAAAGGAAAAUACGAGGAUGGAAAUUUUAGUGUGGAUCAAGCCUAUCUUUAUAUCACAAUUAUGUACACUAUAUCAUAUUCGAUGGCAUUGUAUGCUCUUGCCUUGUUCUAUGUGGCAUGCAGAGAUCUGCUUCGGCCAUUCAACCCGGUCCCAAAGUUUAUCAUAAUCAAAUCUGUUGUUUUCCUCACAUAUUGGCAGGGUGUCUUGGUUUUUCUGGCUGCCAAGUCUGGGUUUAUAGUAAAUGCGGAAAAAGCUGCUGAUUUUCAAAACUUCAUUAUAUGCGUUGAGAUGCUUGCAGCAGCAGUGGGCCACCUAUACGCCUUCCCCUACAAGGAAUAUGCAGGUGCCAAUAUUGGUGGAUCCGGUGGUCUGAGUGGAAGCCUUUCUCAUGCUUUGAAAUUCAACGACUUUUACCAUGACACCGUUCACCAGUUUGCCCCAACCUAUCAUGAUUAUGUGCUCUACAGCAGUAAUGAGGGCGAUGAGGGAGCACGGAAGUAUCGAUCGCGCACCUUCGUGCCAACCGGGCAGGAGAUGGAUGCUGUUAGAAAGAACAAACACAUGUAUGGGGGCAGAUUAGAUGAGAUACAGCUGUCCAGCGUCUCCACAUCUGGCACCAAUAGUCCUGUCAUAUCAAGCACGUCACCAGACCAGACGGACCUGGAAGCAAUCAAAUCUUCAUUGCUCAAGGAGAGUGCUGCUUCUGCAUCACAGCCUUAUGAUCUCUCAGUGUUGAUUGACACAGAUCUUUCUAAUUACCCUGCCAAGGUUCCUGCAGUUGAUGAGACAAACAAAAGAUGAUGUUUAAUGUUGGUUAAUUCUUUAGCAAAACUGAUGCUUUCCGCAAUCAAACAAGGAAGUUGUGUGUUGUGCUCGAGUUGGAGUGAGCUUUUUCAUAUAGCAUGCUGAAACAUGUGAGCGCUGAUUAUUUCAAAUCGAUGUGAGCUCCCGUUAGUAUAUACUUGUGAUAACAUCCAUCAGUUUAUUGCUAGGUUGGGUCGGUGAAAUCUUUUACAGCCGUCUGUCCAAGUGCGACUUGUAUUUGGAUCGUCACUACCAAUGAACAAAUACUUUGA